UCCUGUUGUGGCCUGCGUGGUGUCGGCUCGUGGGUCUCAGAGACCCGAAAAUUAAGAGCAUUUUUACGCCCCAGGGGCCUCUCGUGGCGGCUCUGCGGCCAUCACCAUGCCACAGAACGAAUAUAUUGAAUUACAUCGCAAACGCUAUGGAUACCGUUUGGAUUACCAUGAGAAAAAGAGAAAGAAGGAAAGUCGAGAGGCUCAUGAACGUUCAAAGAAGGCAAAGAAAAUGAUUGGUCUGAAAGCUAAGCUUUACCAUAAACAGCGCCACGCUGAGAAAAUACAAAUGAAAAAGACUAUCAAGAUGCAUGAAAAGAGAAACACCAAACAAAAGAAUGAUGAGAAGACUCCACAGGGAGCAGUACCAGCCUAUCUGCUGGACAGAGAAGGACAAUCUCGAGCUAAAGUACUUUCCAAUAUGAUUAAACAGAAACGAAAAGAGAAGGCGGGAAAAUGGGAAGUCCCUCUGUCUAAAGUCCGUGCCCAGGGAGAAACAGAAGUAUUAAAAGUUAUUCGAACAGGAAAGAGAAAGAAGAAGGCAUGGAAGAGGAUGGUUACUAAAGUAUGCUUUGUUGGAGAUGGCUUUACAAGAAAACCACYUAAAUAUGAAAGAUUCAUAAGRCCAAUGGGCUUACRUUUCAAGAAAGCCCAUGUGACACAYCCUGAACUGAAAGCCACCUUUUGCCUACCAAUACUUGGUGUAAAGAAGAAUCCCUCAUCCCCACUGUAUACAACUUUGGGUGUUAUUACCAAAGGUACUGUCAUUGAGGUAAAUGUGAGCGAAUUGGGCCUUGUGACGCAAGGAGGCAAAGUUAUUUGGGGGAAASUAUGCCCAGGUUACGAACAAUCCUGAAAAURAUGGAUGCAUAAAUGCAGUCUUACUGGUUUGACAGCAAUUUAAUAUAUAAUUAGAGGACUACACACYAAUUGGAAAAACUGCCAUUACUGUACUGUUUCUCAAUACUACCAAAUAGCCAUACAUGUCUGCCAUCGAGAUUUAUUGUAAACAUUAAAAUAGUCCCGUUGUAUAAAUGGUCUUUAUUUUGAAAUCUACUUAGACCCCCAUGUUAAUAAAACUGAUUGAAAAAAAAAAA
Cebus imitator (Panamanian white-faced capuchin) is the source of this 1094-nucleotide messenger RNA. Its product is annotated as ribosome biogenesis protein NSA2 homolog. Gene Ontology annotation, cellular component: nucleolus; preribosome, large subunit precursor. NCBI's taxonomy places the organism in Eukaryota, Metazoa, Chordata, Mammalia, Primates, Cebidae. The record is from RefSeq and is a predicted model, not a curated record. Bases 107 to 853 code for a protein of 248 amino acids. The transcript has a single exon. Gene Ontology annotation, biological process: maturation of 5.8S rRNA; maturation of LSU-rRNA.